Molecule: messenger RNA, 1788 nt
Organism: Nestor notabilis (Kea)
Lineage: Eukaryota; Metazoa; Chordata; Aves; Psittaciformes; Psittacidae
Gene: KLHL10
Product: kelch-like family member 10
Molecular function (GO): protein binding
Source: RefSeq, a predicted model, not a curated record
AAAUACACAUCCUCACACAUGGAGAGGAAGAUGAGCGCUAUGGCUUGCACCAUCUUCAAUGAGCUUCGUCUCGAGGGGAAACUCUGUGAUGUGAUCAUCAGUGUGGGUGGUAUCGAAUUUAAUGCUCACAAGAACAUCCUCUGCAGCUGCAGCCACUACUUCAGGGCUUUGUUCACCAGCAGCUGGAACAAUGCGGAGAAGAUGGUGUACAAGAUCCCUGGCAUUUCACCCGAAAUGAUGAGGCUCAUCAUUGAGUACGCCUACACCAGGACAGUCCAGGUCACCACGGAGAACGUCGAAAACCUGCUCAUCGCCGCAGACCAGCUCAACAUCAUGGGCAUCGUCAGGCUGUGCUGCGAGUUCCUGAAGUCCCAGCUCUGCUUUGAGAACUGCAUCGGCAUCUGCAGGCUCACAGAGUAUUACUACUGCCCCGAGCUGCAGGAAGCAGCCUUCGUGUUCAUCCUCCAUCACUUUGAGGACAUCACCAAGGUGUCUGCAGAGUUCCUGGACCUCUCCGUCAGCGAGCUGAAGAACAUCAUUGAGAAGGACGAGCUCAAUGCGAGGGAAGAAGACGCCGUGUUCAAGGCUAUUGUGAAAUGGAUUGACCAUGACCCGCCGAGCCGGCGGCAGCACAUCGCGGAGCUGCUGAGCAAGGUUCGACUGGCGCUGAUGCAAGCAGAAUACUUCAUGAACAACGUCAAAACACACGAGUACGUGAUGGAGAACGAGGACUGCAAAGGUCUCAUCAUCAACACGCUGACGGAGAUGUACAACCUCAGCAUGCACGGGCCCCCCUACUCGGACUUCGCCAACCCGCUCAGCCGGCCUCGCCUGCCCUACGCCAUCCUGUUCGCUAUCGGGGGCUGGAGCGGGGGCGCCACCGCCAUCGAGACCUACGCCGUCCGUGCGGACAAGUGGAUGAACGUGACGAGCGAGCAGGAGAGCCCCCUCGCCUACCACGGCACAGCCUAUCUGAAAGGCUUCAUCUACGUCGUGGGAGGGUUUGACAGCGUGGAUUACUUCAACAGCGUCAAGAGGUUCGACCCGCUGAGGAGAACGUGGCAGCAGGUCGCACCCAUGCACUCACGGCGCUGCUACGUCAGCGUCGCCGUCCUCGACGGCUUCAUCUACGCCAUGGGAGGCUUCGACGGGUACAUGCGCCUCAACACGGCCGAGCGGUACGAGCCGGAGACGAACCAGUGGACGCUGAUCAGCCCCAUGCACGAGCAGAGGAGCGACGCCAGUGCCACCACGCUGCACGAGAAGGUGUACAUAUGUGGUGGGUUCAACGGUAACGAGUGCCUGAUCACUGCUGAAGCGUACAACCCCACCACAGAGCAGUGGACCUUAAUAGCCUCCAUGAGAAGCAGAAGAAGCGGAGUAGGAGUCAUUGCGUACCGAAACAAGGUGUAUGCGGUAGGAGGAUUUGACGGAGUGAACCGGCUUCGGAGCGUGGAAGCGUACAACCCCCUCACCAACAUGUGGCACGUGGUCCCCACGAUGUUCAACCCCCGCAGCAACUUCGGCAUCGAAGUGGUGGACGACCUUUUGUACGUGGUUGGUGGCUUCAACGGCUUUACUACGACUUUCAACGCCGAGUGCUACGAUGACAAAGCUGACGAGUGGUACGACAUCCAGGACAUGAGCAUAUACCGCAGCGCCCUGAGCUGCUGCGUGGUGCCAGGCCUGUCCAACAUCAGGGACUACAUUGCCAAGCGAGACAGCCCCGUGGACAGCUCUGCGAAUGAAGUCAGGUUCACGUCUUCAACCAGCAGCCUGCCUGUAUAA